Messenger RNA from Olea europaea var. sylvestris, 2773 nucleotides. RefSeq names its product pentatricopeptide repeat-containing protein At4g02750-like. Gene Ontology annotation, biological process: RNA modification. NCBI's taxonomy places the organism in Eukaryota, Viridiplantae, Streptophyta, Magnoliopsida, Lamiales, Oleaceae. The record is from RefSeq and is a predicted model, not a curated record. The transcript is spliced from 2 exons. Bases 116 to 2071 code for a protein of 651 amino acids. Gene Ontology annotation, molecular function: RNA binding; protein binding.
AUAAUUUAUCAACAUAGUUUGCAAUUAAUUUAUGAGUGAAUAAUUGGUAUGCUUUCAAAAUUUCUCAUCUACCCAACAUUUCAUAGUAGCUGUCUCUUGGUAUACCUUUAUUCUCAUGUAUGUAAACUUCAAAUUAGGAUCGUCUACUGUCCUAAAUUUAGGUAAAUAUAUUCUUCGUCAAUUGAGUACAAAAGCAAACCCACUAUUCCCCUGGAACUCAAGGAUCACUACCUAUUUCAAGAAAGGUGAUCUGAAGAACGCCCGCAGACUAUUCGAUGAAAUGCCUCAAAAGAAUGUAGUGAGUUGGAACUGCAUGAUUUCAGGGUAUUCCAAAAAUGGGAUGGUUUGCGAGGCUCGUAAAGCCUUUGAUUUGAUGCCAAGUAAGAACAUAGUGUCAUGGACCGCAAUGUUAAGCGGGUACGCAAAGAAUGGAAGAUUAGAAGAGGCGCGGAGCUUGUUUGAUGCGAUUGAAGAUAAAAAUGUGGUUUGUUGGAAUUCCAUGAUUUCAGGGUAUGUUUGUAAUGGGAAAUUGGAGGAGGCUAGGGCAUUGUUUGAUGUAAUGCCAGUGAAGAAUGAUGUCUCAUUCGCGAUAAUGAUUGAAGGGUAUUUUCAAUAUGGAAUUACGAGGGAAGCCAAGAAAUUAUUUGACGAAUCUUGGAAUAAAAGCGUGUUUCUUUGCAAUGCUAUGUUGGCAGGUUAUAGUGAAAUGAGGUGCGUUGAGGAGUCAUAUGGUUUGUUUAUGAGAAUGUGCAAACGUGAUUCGGCUUCUUGGACUAGUAUGAUAACAUGUUUCUUCAGAGUGGGGGACAUAGAGAGAGCUAGGAAAUUGUUUGAGGAGAUGCCCGAGAAGGAUGUAGUGGCUUGGACUGCAAUGAUUCGGGGUUAUUUGAAUUAUAAUAAGAUUGAGUUGGCACAAGAUUUAUUUAAUAGAAUUCCAGAUAGGGAUGUUAUUGCGUGGAACUCAAUGCUUGUUGGCUAUGUUGAGAACGGAAAGUUACAUGAGGCUCUUGAUUUAUUUAUGAGGAUGUCCAUGCGGGACAUAGUUUCGUGGAAUUCAAUACUACUUGGUUAUGUGCAACAAGAAGAUAUGACUAGUGCUCGCAAAUUUUUUGAAGAGAUGCCUAGGAAGGAUGAAUCAUCAUGGAACACUCUGAUUUGUGGAUACCUUGGUGAGGAAGCAUUGAUUUUGUACAUCCGGAUGUUGCAAAAUGGAUUUAAGCCGAAUCAGGUUACAUUAACUACUGUGAUAUCUGUGUGUGGUGUUCAUUCGUUACAAUUGUUCGGGAGAGGGAUGCACAACUUUGUGGUCAAGAAUGGUUAUGAAAUUGACAGAAUGAUAACAAGCUCAUUGAUUUCCAUGUAUUCUAGAUGUGGCUUCAUACGUGAGGCUAAUUCAGUAUUUGAAAAGAUGACGAAUUGCGAUACUGUAGCAUGGAAUGCCAUGAUUGUGGCACAAGCAUAUCAUAAUUCUGCUGAAGAAGCCCUUAAUAUUUUUUCUCGCAUGAUUCAAGCUGGAUCACAACCCGACCAUGUUACUUUUCUUGUACUCUUGACUGCAUGUGCUCAUUCCGGACUGGUCAGUGAAGGCUGGAAAUACUUCAGUUUAAUGGAGCAGUGGAAUCUGAUACCUAAACCAGAGCACUAUGCAACCAUGGUUGAUCUUCUUGGUAGAUCAGGCUUGCUUGCUGAAGCUUUUGAGUUAGUCAAGAAAUUGCCUGUGGAUCUUCCUGCAUAUGCUUGGGAAGCAUUACUUAGUGCUUGUAGAGUCCAUGAAAACUUUGAACUAAGCAAUUUUAUAGCUCAGAAACUUUUAAGCUCUCAGCCUUCUAAUGUCGGCAUGCAUGUGCUUCAAUCGAAUAUAUAUUCUGUACAUGGGAUGUGGAAGGAUGCAGCACGCAUUAGAGCUAUGUUGCAGCAACAACAAUUAAAGAAAGAAUUGGGAUGGAGCUGGAUUGAGAUAAAUGGUCACGUCUCUUGCUUUUCGUAUAAUGACAAAUCUCAUACUCAAAGCAAUGACAUAUAUCGAGAGUUAGAAAGGCUUGCUGUACUCGUUCAGGAAGUUGGGGCAUAGAUGCAUUGAGGCUUCCUUUUCUGUUCUUUUCAUAAAAGAUCUUCAUUGCAUAACCUCGGGAUCAUAUACUUACCGGUAAAGGAUAAUCUGAUGCAUCUGCAUAGAUUUUUUAGGAGGACUCAGUUCUGUGAAUGCAAAAUCGGUUGUCAUAACGAUUCUUUUGAGGUCUGUGAAAAUGCUUAUGCAAAAGCUAGUUGGUAGGAAAGCUCCGAGCUUUGCAAUCAAAAGGGUAAGUUCUGAUGAUAAAGUGAUUUUUGCAAGUGGAUUAGAAGCUGACAAGGAGACUGAGUUUCUGAAUAUUUAUCAGGCAAAUGGCGACAAUUGUUUGGACAAGUCUCUAAACCAUAGUUCACUUGUAACAAAAGCUUUCAUGGUUGCUUGCCUAUAUGCAAUCGAACAGUUCUCUGUUUUAAGUGAGCCAUCAGAUGGCGUUUUCUUAUUUUGGACUGUAGCAUGGAGAAAAAGCUCUCGAGUUAUCAUCUCAUGGAAAGUUCUAACAUAGGAUUACUGAAUGAAAACCUAAACAGUACCUGGAUGUUUUAUGGAUAUGCAAGUGUAUACAUUUGUAAUAGGCUAUAAAAGCCUUGAAAAUUCCUAUUUAUUAUUUGUUAGAACACACAAUUUCACCGUAGAAGUUUCACAUUUGUUUUCAAAUACAUUCAUUUUGUGAAUGAUUUAACAAUCUGUAUCUAUCUUUGUAAA